GGAACUAAAGCUUUGCAAAAAAAGCUGACGUGAAAAUUAAAUAAAUAACAAAAAAAAAACGUCUCGCCGACAACGAAUGCCAAGAGAAAAUAUUAGAAAUAGUGGGGAAAAAAAUACGUCGAUGCUCGUAGGAAAACGGGAUAAAAGUGAAGGGUGCACUGUUUUGGCUAGCGGUCAGGUGUCGCGGAAAGCGGCCGCCCUGGGCAUCCCGCACCAAGGCCAUUGCGUCAACUCGAGUGACCUGGAUGUGAACAUGGAAAGUAGGCCGCGCGUCGGUGUUGUGUUUCUGCAGCGGAGGAACGAGGAUGACUGAAAACUGGGGGGGCAAACAUUAUCACCCGAGGAAGUAUAACAACGGCUCCAGAUUUUUCUUUUUGAAAAUACGGCUGAUAUGGUAAUGUAGCUCGGAAUGCAAGCUUUCGUGAAAUAGGUUGAACUGGUUACUUUUCGAGCUAUCAUGGGAUGGGAAUAACGGUGGGACGUGGGUCGUAUCACCCUACCAACACACAAUAUCCGGCGUAGCUUAAUGGAAAAAAGGGCGAUUUGCAGUUUAUUACAAAAAAGAAAUGUGUUUUAGAUAUACUACGUACAGUUAACCAUUCUCCUGUACAAUUCGUAUUUAUAAUAUUUUCUGUUGCCCGGCGUGGGUGAGACGGCUACAUGAUUCGCACCCCCAGCGAACGAAGGAGUCCAUUCAUGUGACAGAAUAUUAUUAUUAACAGCGACUAACGCUCCGAUAUAUACAUUUUUCCAGCUGCUCACGGAAUAUUAUCUCUAAGCAGGGCUUGCGGUUUCGAGGGUCGCUCAGUGCGCGCGCGCGCGCGUGUGUGUGUGUUUGCGCGCGUCUGUGUGUGUAAAAGAAACACGUUGUGUGUGAGCCUCAGAAGUGAGCGAUGACGGCCCAGGAGGCGUUUCCCCUGCACCACCUGGUGUGGAGUAACCAGUACCUGGAGCUGGACCGCGAGCUGCACAAGAAACAGCAUGAUGUGGAGCAGCUGGACCCACGAGGACGCACCCCACUUGAGCUGGCGGUGUGCCUGGGACACCUGGAGUCCACGCGUGUGCUGCUAAGGCACUCCGCUGACCCCACGCACUGCAACGCUCAAGGCUGGACGGUGUUGCAGGAAGCAGUGAGUACAGGAGACCCAGAGCUGGUGCAGCUGGUUCUGCAGUACAGAGACUACAAGAGAGCCACAGAGAGGCUGGCUGGCAUUCCGGAGCUGCUCAGCAAACUGAGACAGGCACGGGAUUUCUAUGUGGAAAUGAAGUGGGAAUUCACAAGCUGGGUGCCCCUGGUUUCGAAGGUGUGCCCCAGUGAUGUGUAUCGUGUGUGGAAGAGUGGCUCGUGUUUGCGGGUGGACACCACGCUGCUGGGCUUCGAGCACAUGACCUGGCUCAAGGGCCGCCGCAGCUACAUCUUCAAGGGCGGAGAGAGCGGUGCUGUGGUGAUGGAGGUGGACCACGAGAAGCAGGUGGUCUACACGGAGCCUCUCUCCCUUUCCCCACGCGAUGCUCCCUCCCUGCUGGCUGCUAUGUUGCCGUCACAGGAGAACACAGCCCAGCGCCUCACCUCUCCCAUUGUCUCCACCCACCUUAAUACCCGUAACAUUGCCUUUGAAAGGAACAAAUCUGGCAUUUGGGGAUGGCGUUCAGAGAAGACAGAGGUGGUCAGUGGCUAUGAAGCCAAGGUGUACAGUGCUAGUAAUGUGGAGCUGGUGACGCGAUCGAGAACGGAGCACCUUUCGGAUCAGGACAAGUCCCGGUGCAAAGGUUCGAAGACUCCUCUCCAGUCAUUCCUCGGCAUAGCAGAACAACACGUGUCUCAUAAUGGAAGUCACGUGUCUCAGUGUGCCAGUCCUCACAACCCCACGGCCAUCACUGCAGAGGAGUAUUUUGACCCAGAGUUUCCCCUCAACAACAGAGACAUUGGCCGACCUGUAGAGCUCACCAGCAAAGUACAGAGAUUCAAGGCCACUCUGUGGCUCAGCGAGGCUCACCCCCUGUCAUUGGCAGAGCAAGUCAUUCCCAUCAUUGACCUCAUGGCCAUCUCCAACGCCCAUUUUGCCAAACUGCGGGACUUCAUCACACUCCAGCUCCCGCCUGGUUUUCCAGUGAAGAUAGAGAUCCCUCUUUUCCAUGUGCUCAAUGCCAGAGUGACCUUCAGUAACCUCUGUGGCUGUGAUGAGCCUGUUAACGCUGUCACUGUCCACACACCAGAGGCGGCCCCCCAAGCAGGGCAGGCCCCUCCUCCCCUGCAUUGUGAGGUGGAUCCUUCAGUCUUCGAACCCCCAGCAGAAUACACUACUCUUGGCCCAGGCCGCAGUGAGCCCAUGAGGGAUGAAGAUGACAACCUCUUGCAGUUCGCAAUUCAGCAGAGUCUCCUGGAUGCAGGCACUGAAAGUGACCAAGUGACUAUAUGGGAGGCUCUCACUAACAGUCGGCCCGUCUCCCAUUCGGCCCUGUAUGAGGAGGACUCUCAGCUCGAAAGGGCAAUCCAGGAGUCGCUCUCACACUCGUUGGGUGAAAGGGGGGAGACCCUGGGAUCAUCGGACCCCCCCCAAACACUUUCAUCACCGGACCGAGCUGUCCAGUACCCCCCGUCUUACAGCUCGCUGACCGAGUCGAGGGCUCCAGGGGUUGUCGGUGUGGCAACCAGCUUCGAUGAGCAGCUGCGCAUUGCCAUGGAGCUGUCUUGCAGGGACCAAGAGGAGAUGGACAGGAAGCGGCGGGAGGAAGAGGAAGAGCUGGAGAGGAUAUUACAACUCUCACUCACAGAGAAGUAAUGCAGAGCAGUGCGCCAGCCUGGGGAGGGCCUUUGAAAGGAGAUGAUGCUAUUUAUUAUUUGUGCUUUUCUUGAAAUUAAAUUAUUGUUAUUUGUUCAUUAUUUGUUGUUUAACAAGUUCGAAACACACCUUUGAAGGCAGGAGGGAAGCAAAAGUGGAGUGAGGGAGGUGUACGGUGUAGUACAUCGUGAUGUUAGACUCCCUGACUCAACUGUGGAAACAGUGGGGAAGAGGACUGAAGAAUUGAAGAGUUUAAAAAAAAAGGACUAGAGUAAACUGCACUGAAGGACUGGGCUUCGUUUUAGAAAUGACCGCACAGUAACAAGCACCCGUACUGUAGGGUUAUGGUAAUUCAGUACAUAUGAUAUAUUCAUCUUAAUAAUGCAGCUGCGCGCGCACGUCGAAGUGUAAGAGCUUCUAGUUUCCUUCGGUUUCUCACAAUCGAUCCUGCUGUCGUAAUUUGAGGGAACAAAAACAUCCUUAAAUCUGAACAAAACUAAAACAGGGCCGAGAAUGUAACGAUUGAAGAAAAUGUGUGAAUCCGAAGUAUGUUGGCUGUCUACUAAUGUACGAUAUGGGAACUGACUAAAUAAACUUAUCA
Molecule: messenger RNA, 3384 nt
Organism: Scleropages formosus (Asian bonytongue)
Lineage: Eukaryota; Metazoa; Chordata; Actinopteri; Osteoglossiformes; Osteoglossidae
Gene: ankrd13d
Product: ankyrin repeat domain 13 family, member D
Exons: 16
Coding region: 894-2783 (629 amino acids)
Cellular component (GO): cytoplasm
Molecular function (GO): protein binding
Source: RefSeq, a predicted model, not a curated record